AUGGAAAAAUCGAAAGCCGCCCACGAUGGGCCUGAGGAUGAUGUUCAAUUGGCCGAAAUGGGGCAUAAACCCGAGCUGCAACGGAACUUUUCGACCUUGUCUAUGCUUGGAUUGGCCUUUGCGGUGCUUAAUUCUUGGACGGCUCUAUCCGCGAGCUUAUCCCUCAGCUUACCCUCAGGGGGGAGCACUAGUGUCAUCUGGGGUUUGGUCACGGCGGGGUUCUGCAACCUCUGUAUUGCAGUGUCGCUAGCUGAAUUCUUGUCCGCAUAUCCAACGGCGGGAGGACAGUAUCAUUGGGUAGCCGUAUCCUGGCCAAAAUGGGUUCCUAUCCUAUCCUGGGUCACCGGAUGGAUUAAUGUGGCGGGAUGGGUUGCCCUUGUCGCCACCAAUGCCCUUCUCUCCUGCGAAUUGAUUGCAGGAAUCGUGUCAUCCGUGUACCCGGACUUUGUUUGGCAGCGCUGGCAAGAGUUCCUGAUCUAUGUGGGAUACACACUGCUUGCAUUCGUCAUCAACGCCUUCAUGAAUUCAAUCUUGCCUAUCAUCUACCGUGGAGCAUUCACCUGGUCCAUCGGUGGUUUUGUUCUUAUCUGCAUCACGGUGCUGGCUUGUGCAUCCCCGGACUACAACUCCGCCUACUUUGUGUUCUGCGACUUUGUCAAUCAAACUGGCUGGCCUGAUGGAGUGGCUUGGCUACUGGGGCUUCUUCAAGGGGGACUUGGAGUGACCGCAUUUGACGCGGUGGCUCAUAUGAUCGAAGAGAUCCCCAACCCCUCAAUCAAAGGACCCAAGAUCAUGGUAGUCUGCGUCGGCAUUGGUACCUUUACCGGGGCGGUAUUCCUCAUUGUCCUCCUGUUCGUCGCGGGCAACAUGGACGAAGUAGUCAAUUCCAGCGCAGGGCCUCUACUAGAAAUCCUCAUCCAUGCCACCAAUAACCGGGUGGGCGGCAUCUGCCUCCUCAUGCUCCCUCUCGUCUGUCUAUUAUUCGCAACACUCAGCGUCAUGACAACGAGCAGCCGAAUGAUCUUUGCAUUCGCCAGGCAUGUCAUCCCUCCUUUCUCGCUCCCCGCUCCCCGAAGCACAUGGACACGAAGACUAACACAAAACAGAGACGGCGGCCUCCCCGCCUCCAAAUUCUUUGCGCGAGUGCACCCCAGACUCGGUCUUCCCUUGAACGCACUCAUGUUAACCGCCUUUGUGGUGAUUAUUUUCGGGUGCAUUUACCUCGGAUCAAGCAGUGCCUUCAACGCAAUCGUCUCCGCUUCUGUCGUCGCACUUGAUCUCUCUUACGCCAUGCCAAUCGCAGUGAAUUGUUUACGCGGACGGAGAACCCUCCCUGAUCGCAAGUGGAAAGUUCCUAAUGCAAUUGGCUGGGUGAUCGAUACUAUCUCGCUAUCGUAUAUUGCACUUACUACUGUGCUGUUCCUAUUCCCGCCUGAUCGGCCGGUUACCGGGAGUAGUAUGAAUUACUGCAUUGUUGCAUUUGCCAUUAUUGUCAUCGUCUCGGUGGUACAGUGGGUUGUGGACGGGAGGAAGAAUUUCACGGGGCCGCGGGUGGAUCUGUCUUGA
Molecule: messenger RNA, 1566 nt
Organism: Aspergillus neoniger CBS 115656
Lineage: Eukaryota; Fungi; Ascomycota; Eurotiomycetes; Eurotiales; Aspergillaceae
Product: amino acid permease
Exons: 18
Coding region: 1-1566 (521 amino acids)
Biological process (GO): transmembrane transport
Cellular component (GO): membrane
Molecular function (GO): transmembrane transporter activity
Source: RefSeq, a predicted model, not a curated record